AUGACGGAAGAAAUGUGCACAUCCUAUGAAGAUGAAGGUGACAGAGCAAAGAUAGGAGGGCUAAACGAUGGAAAAGGAAAACCUGAUCUAGUAGCCAAACCACGAGGCUUCUCUGCCAAAUAUGAAGACAGCGACUGUGCACGCUGCAGCGUCAAACGUUAUCUGACGCGGGAAAAGGCCGUGUCCUUGAGGAACGCGGUCAAGUCAUCGUGCCCCCGAGCACCAGCGCGGCAUCGCAAUGGUCAGGGAGAUCCCAGUUCAUUCACCCACAAAUGGAUGGGAGUUCAUCCGUUAGACUAUGCUGUGCGUUCUGCUCUUACUUCACCUCUAAUUGAUGGCCAGCAGGAGGGACUCCAUCCAGCCUGCUGCAUUUUCCUGAAGAGGCUGGAAGUAGCUGUCAGAAAUGGAGAAACCAGAUACAACAAAGACAAGAUACUGCAAGGUCAAGGAGUGGAUGAGCCGCUCUCUGCAACUGGUUUCAGACAAGCAGAUGCUGCUGGUUUAUUUCUCAGUAAUGUGAAGUUUACUCAUGUCUUUUCAAGUGACCUUCUUCGAGCAAAGCAGACUGCUGCCACAAUUCUAGGAAAAAAUAAGUUUUGCAAAGAUUUGGAAAUCAAGUAUGAUGCGAGACUUCGAGAGAGAAAAUACGGUGUUGCAGAAGGAAGGCCUUUGACUGACCUCAAGGCUAUGGCAAAGGCUGCUGGAGAGCAAUGUCCUUCAUUCACGCCUUCUGGAGGAGAAACACUGGAUGAAGUAAGAGAACGUGCAAGGAAUUUUUUUGAAUUUCUGUGUCAGCUAGCUGUUGAAUUGGAACAGAAAGAACAAGGCAUGCAUGGUGCGGCAAGCAGCAGCUCAGGAACAUCUGAAGAACAGUUAGUUUUUCCUUGGACAAACCACUGCAGUGAAGCAGAACUUAGUUCUGAUAAUGGUGGAGCUUCUAAAGUAUUAGAUGCCAAUAUAUUAGUGGUGAGUCAUGGAGCCUACAUGAGGAACUGGAUCGGUUACUUUGUUUCAGAUCUCAACUGUACUUUACCAACAAAUUUAACAAAGUCUCAGUUGUCUUCUGUCAGUCCCAACACAGGAGUUAGUCAUUUUAUUAUAAAACUUGAAAAUGGAAAUUUGUUAAAACCUGAAAUCACAUGUGUUUGUCUUAAUCAAGACUCUCACUUAGUGGAUGUGGGAGCUGAUUGUGUAGCUCCAAAAGUAUUUUAAGAGCCUUUGUAGGGGGAAGUGGGUUUAGAUCGCUAUUAUACUAAGCUUGGGAAGGGUAUCUGUAGUAAUUACUGAGA
Molecule: messenger RNA, 1289 nt
Organism: Charadrius vociferus (killdeer)
Lineage: Eukaryota; Metazoa; Chordata; Aves; Charadriiformes; Charadriidae
Gene: TIGAR
Product: chromosome unknown open reading frame, human C12orf5
Exons: 9
Coding region: 1-1212 (403 amino acids)
Biological process (GO): negative regulation of glycolytic process; fructose 1,6-bisphosphate metabolic process; negative regulation of programmed cell death
Cellular component (GO): cytosol
Molecular function (GO): fructose-2,6-bisphosphate 2-phosphatase activity
Source: RefSeq, a predicted model, not a curated record